Messenger RNA from Gossypium raimondii (Peruvian cotton), 912 nucleotides. RefSeq names its product HVA22-like protein a. The transcript is spliced from 5 exons. The record is from RefSeq and is a predicted model, not a curated record. The coding region runs from base 205 to 720 and encodes 171 amino acids. Lineage: Eukaryota; Viridiplantae; Streptophyta; Magnoliopsida; Malvales; Malvaceae.
GUUAGAUUCCAACCGCCAAACAACCCCAACCUUCCUUACAAACCAGCUUUUAGCAUCUUAAGCAGCUCAGCUUUCUUACGCAUACAAAACACACUUGUCACUCAAGCAACUGCCCCAAUAAGAACAAAACCAAAGCUUUGGGUUAGUUUCCUUUUUUAAUUAUAUCAGAGGUUUCAGAAAGAAAAAGAGCCUUGGAAAGUGAAGAUGGGAUCUGGGGCUGGAAGUUUUCUUAAGGUUUUUUUUAAGAACUUUGAUGUUCUUGCUGGGCCAGUUAUUAGUCUUCUGUAUCCUCUUUAUGCCUCAGUUAGGGCAAUUGAAUCCGAGUCUCGUGCCGAUGACCGACAAUGGCUUACAUAUUGGGUUCUCUAUUCCAUGAUUACAUUGCUGGAACUCACCUUUGCCAAAGUCAUUGAAUGGAUCCCAAUCUGGUCUCACGCGAAGUUGAUUUUCACCUGCUGGCUGGUCAUCCCGUACUUCAGUGGUGCUGCUUAUGUUUACGAGCAUUAUUUGAGACCUUUCUUUAUGAACCCACAACAGACAAUUAACAUCUGGUAUGUCCCGAGGAAGAAGGACUUCUUCAGUAAACCAGAUGAUAUUUUAACUGCUGCCGAGAGAUACAUUGAAGAGAACGGGACUGAUGCAUUUGAGAAGCUCAUUCAUAGGGCUGACAAGUCGAGGAGCAGUGGUUACAUAUAUGAUGACGAUGGCUACAGAUAUUGAACCUUGUAGCUCUAUGUGUAGCAAGUAACAACCCAUAAUAUAUACAUAUAUGCUGUCAAGAUGAAGUGUCUGGGAAAGAGACAUUUUUGUGAGUGUGAAGAAGUAUGAAUGGUUGUGUAAUGUUAUGUAAUUAUGAUAGGUUGCUUGAAACUUUGAUAUGGUAGAUAGUGCAAGUUCCGAAUUACUUUUUCA